Molecule: messenger RNA, 1465 nt
Organism: Cydia amplana
Lineage: Eukaryota; Metazoa; Arthropoda; Insecta; Lepidoptera; Tortricidae
Product: histidine-rich glycoprotein-like
Exons: 11
Coding region: 40-1392 (450 amino acids)
Cellular component (GO): extracellular matrix
Source: RefSeq, a predicted model, not a curated record
UGAUACCCUUAUCGACUAAUAUAAAAGUAGUAAAUUUUUAUGAAUAUGUAUCAGUCACUUGUUGGACUUAGGACAAAGCUAAACAAACCACAACACAAAAUGUACUCCAAGGUGUUUUGCCUCGCUACCCUGCUGGCUGUGGCUGCCGCCCACUACGGUCACUCGUCCCAGUACAUCUCUCGCCACGACGGGCCGGCGCAUCUCGUGCCCAUCCACGGACACCAUGGCCAUCACGACCAUGACUACUACGCUUACCCUAAAUACGAGUUCGAGUACAAAGUAGACGACCCGCACACGGGCGACCACAAGACCCAGCACGAGCACCGCGACGGUGACGUCGUUAAGGGCUUCUACAGCCUGCACGAGCCCGACGGUUCCAUCAGACACGUGCACUACCACGGCGACAAGCACUCCGGAUUCCACGCUGACGUUAAGCACAGCACCCACCACAUCGUGCCCCACCAUGGCCACCAUGUAUUCUUUGCCGCCAUUACCCUGGCCGUGGCCUUAGCUAGGCCUCAGGAUGGACACCAUCACGGGCACGGUCACGCAUACUCCUCUCAGAGCAUAGUGCUUCACCAAAGCCAUGGACAUGAGCACGGGCAUAAUCACCAUGAACACCAUUCUGCUCCGCAGCAGAUUGGUAUCGAGAAGAAACAUGAGGAACACCACCAAGAUUAUUAUGCGCACCCUAAAUACGAGUUCGAGUACAAGGUGGAGGACCCGCACACCGGCGACAAGAAGUCCCACCACGAGUCCCGCGACGGCGACGUCGUGAAGGGCUACUACAGCCUUCAUGAGGCUGAUGGCACCAUCAGGAUUGUGCACUACUCCGCCGACAAACACAGCGGAUUUAACGCUGAAGUCAAGAGGGAAGGUCACGCUAAGCAUAAUUCGGCAGGUAUGUAUCAGUCAGCAGUUGUGUUUAGCUCCAUUAGGACAAAAGACAAUAAUCCUAAAUUCAUAAUGUACUCUAAGGUCCUGUGCCUCGCCUCCCUCUUGGCCGUCGCCGCCGCCCACUACGGGCACGGGCACGGGCACGGGCACGCGUUCUCCUCGCAGCACAUCUCCCGCCACGACGGGCCCGCGCACGUCGUGCCCAUCCACGGUCACGGUCACCAUGGCCAUGACCACGGUCACGACCAUGUCGACUACUACGCUUACCCUAAGUACGAGUUCGAGUACAAAGUAGACGACCCGCAUACCGGCGACCACAAGACCCAGCACGAGCACCGCGAUGGUGAUGUCGUCAAGGGCUUCUACAGCCUGCACGAGCCCGACGGUUCCAUCAGACACGUGCACUACCACGGCGAUAAGCACUCUGGUUUCCAUGCUGACGUGAAACACGAAACCCACCACAUCGUGCCCGAGAAACACCACCACCACUACUAAAUUGUUCUUUUAUACCAUUUUACGUAUGAAUCUGUGAUCUACCGAUAAUUGUUAUGUUGUAAAUAUUUUUUUA